AAUAGGAGUAUGUAGACCUCAAUACGAAGUUCGAAAGGUCCACGAUCUGACAAACGAUUAUAAUACAUAUAAAGCGCUAGUGUCAUUAUCAAAUGUUCAUUUAGUUACGGUGUCUAAUGUGAUCAGUGUAAAUGAUACUAGAAUACCUCCUAUUUUUCAAGGACUUGUUAUUUAUUUACCUCUUAGUUCGACCAAAAGUGGAUAUUUCUGUAGAACCUGAUCGCAUCAAAGAAGGAAAAAGUGUGAACUUGACGUGUAAAGUUGAAGCGGGUCGGCCUGAACCUCAGAUCACCUGGCUCAAGAAUACUACAUUGAAAGGAAACAGUUUGUCUCUCUUCUUUACUGAGAUAACAAAGGAGGACGAAGGGUUGUACACUUGUAGGGCAAACAAUGAAGCAGGCGUUUCCACCAAAGACGUUAACAUUUCUGUAAAGGUUCCACCCCGUAUUAAAGAGUUCAGAAAUCUCACCAUUGCAUUUAACUCCCCAUUUAAAGAAGAGUGCUAUUUGGGAGGUGAUCCAAAAGUAUCUGUCAACUGGACCAAAGAUGCAGUGCUAAUUAGUAAAAACAACACCCUGGUUAUUAGACAAGUGACGCUUAAAUAUAAAGGCAAUUAUGAAUGUACUGCUAAAAAUGAUUAUGGUAAAGAAAAAUCUUCCUUCUGGAUCGAUGUGACUGUAUCUUCUACCAAUUUUUGUCCUGACCAAGAGCAGGCAAUUCAGAUGGAGCCAUUGAAUGCAGAGGUAGAUGAGUGGGAGGUUGCGGUUAACCGUGUCCUGCUACAAGACGUCAUUGGACGAGGGGCGUUCGGAGCCGUGUGGAGAGCUCUCCUGAGUUCACCAAAUGGACAACCUGGAAAUCGGACGGUGGCCGCUAAGUGUUUCACGCGUAAGCCUCCUUCAAUUUGUUCUAUUGAUACAUAUGUUGAUCUCAGGGCUAUGGCUCUUCCUGACCAAGAGGAGGCAAUUCAGAUGGAGCCAUUGAAUGCAGAGGUAGAUGAGUGGGAGGUUGCGGUGAACCGUGUCCUGCUACAAGACGUCAUUGGACGAGGGGCGUUUGGAGCCGUGUGGAGAGCUCUCCUGAGUUCACCAAAUGGACAACCUGGAAAUCGGACGGUGGCCGCUAAAUGUUUCACGC
Pocillopora damicornis (cauliflower coral) is the source of this 1137-nucleotide messenger RNA. RefSeq names its product fibroblast growth factor receptor 1-like. Gene Ontology annotation, molecular function: transmembrane receptor protein tyrosine kinase activity; ATP binding. Gene Ontology annotation, cellular component: plasma membrane; signaling receptor complex. The record is from RefSeq and is a predicted model, not a curated record. Lineage: Eukaryota; Metazoa; Cnidaria; Anthozoa; Scleractinia; Pocilloporidae. Gene Ontology annotation, biological process: protein phosphorylation; multicellular organism development; positive regulation of kinase activity.